UGGCACACCCACCAUUUUUGAUGUCCCAUUUUACAGCCGGUUUGUUGCCAUCUCGAAAUCUUUUGCAGAAAACAGGAAAAGAUGCUCGAAGCCACAUUGAAAGGAUGAGUGUGGGAGGGAAAUAAAUCUAAUUUGGAAAUCGCUUAGAGAUGCCUUGUCGAAAUUUCCUGUUUUUGCUACCCUCGUUCAAUUUAAGAUUCCUUGGCUGUUUGCUUCAAGGUGGUUAGCCCGGGGAUUUAACUAACCCAGUUUGGGGUUCAGCUACCCAAAAAUGACAUUUAGAGCGAUGCUGGUUUGUUUGCGGGGUUUUUUUUUUUUAGCCGUAAAAUAUUUCACCCUUCAUGGGAAAUUCUUCCCCUUUUCAAACUCUUUGGUUACCAGAUUUUUUUUUUUUCCUGCCGUGUGAAUCAAGAGGGAUUUUGAGACGGGUGGAGGAAUGGAAAUAAACUUGGAUGCGAUGUAGGUUUCCUUUUCCUACAUUUUUAUUUCGGCCAAAUUGCAAGCGAGAAAAACGCAGGAAAAAGUGGGGGGGAAACCCCCCCCCAUCAUUUUAGGUUUCUCAAGAGACGGCAUGCCAAAACACAAAAUGCAUGUUGGCAUGCUCCCACCCCGGACUAACCAAGAUAAAUACAAACCAAGUUUAGUGUCUCCUCCUUGUUUUUCUUUAAAUUCACUAUCGUGGUUUCCCCCAGCUCCCGAGGUUGUAAAAAAAAAUAAAAAAUUGACAUAUAUUCAUUGGGAACUCCAGUAGCUAACUUGACAUUCUGGAUUUCCUGGUUUUAUUUUGUUCCCAUGUAAGUCGUCCUCGAUUUACAGCCAACAAUUGGCAACAGAAUUUCUGUCGUUCAGCCAGUUUCUUGCAAACCGACAGGGACUAGAUGACCUCCAAGGUCCCUUCCAAACUCGGGGAUUCUAUGUGAACGUCAAAUAAGGCAGUUGUUCGGGAAGCCGCAGCCUAUUUUACAACCUGGCUGUUAAGCAAAUCACGGCAGUCAUUAAACAAAUCCAGCUUUCCCUGUUGAAUUUCCUGGUCGGCAGCCAGCUGCGAAGGUCGCAAAAGGGGACCACGUGACCCCAGGAUGUUGCAACCGUCAUGAGUACAUGCCAGUUUCCCAGCGUACGAUUUCUGAUCACGUGACCAGGAGGAUUCCAUGAGAGGGUUGUAAGUGCGAGGAACGGUUAUAAAUCACCUUUUUUUUCAUGGCGGUUGUAACUUUGGCUGGUCACUAAAGAAAUGGCUGUAAGUCGAGGACGACCUGUGCCCCUCCCACCCUGAGCACUCAGCCUUACCAACAGCCUUGCGAGGGAGGCUCAAGCCAAAACCUGAAAUGAGCUUUUUUAUUUUAUUUUAUUUUUUUUUAAUUACAGGUAGUCCUCGACUCACGACCAAAACUGAGCCCGCCGUUUCUGUCGCGAAGCGAAACAUUCGUUCAGUGAGGCAAUGGGUAGCCCUGAAGAUGACCUCAUCGGCAUACCUUUCCCGGAACACAGCAGCGAAUUACUGGGUCGCCUGAACGAGCAACGUCGCCGAGGGAUGCUGUGCGAUGUCACCCUCCGAGCCCAGGGCUCCGAGUAUCAGAGUCACCGGGCAGUAUUGGCUGCCUGCAGCCGCUACUUCCAAAGGCUUUUCGCCGGCCCCUGCAUGGCCGUGUGCGAGCUGGAUUUCGUGGGGGCGGAAGCCUUGGGGGCCCUGCUGGACUUCGCCUACACCGCCACCCUGACCAUCAGCACGGGCAGUCUCUGCGAGGUGCUGCGCGCCGCACGGAUCCUGGAGAUACCGUGCGUCAUCGCGGCUUGCGUGGAGAUCCUGCAAGGGAAUGGCUUGGAGGCUCCCGUGCCAGAUGACGCCGCUCGGGAACGCGCCCGGCGUUACCUAGAAGCUUUCGGCACGAUGCCCAACAUGGAAGGUGACCUAGCCGAGCCCCCCGCAUGUCCAGCUCCCCGCCGUAGCAAGAAAACACGCAAGUUCUUGCAAGCCAGAGGUUCGCGGCUAAACAACCACAUCACGGAAGUUUCUCCUUCAUUGUCUCCGUCCUCCACGGGAACUCAGGAGCGCCCCAGUCCACCCAACCAGGCGUCACCUGCCCCAGCGUUGGGCCACCCCCGUGAGGAGGAGGAGGAGGUCAUGGCCCCCUCUCGUACCUUCCCCUUCCCGUACGGUCUCUCCCCAGAAGAUCUGGGUUCAGACGAUGAGACCGUGGAUCAGGACAUCCUAUCCUACAUGCGUCGGCUAAACCAGGAGGGGCUGUCUGUGGGUCUUGAUCCCCCAGACAAGCUGGUACGCAAACGGCGUUCGCAGAUGCCCCAGGAAUGUCCUGUCUGUCACAAGAUCAUCCAUGGGGCAGGCAAGCUACCUCGUCACAUGCGGACCCACACCGGGGAGAAGCCGUUCGCCUGUGACGUGUGUGGUGUCCGUUUUACCAGGAAUGACAAACUCAAGAUCCACAUGCGCAAACACACUGGUGAGCGCCCCUAUUCGUGUCCCCACUGCACAGCUCGCUUCCUGCACAGCUACGAUCUGAAAAACCACCUUCACUUGCACACGGGCGCCCGUCCCUAUGAGUGCUGCCUUUGCCACAAAGCCUUCGCCAAGGACGACCACCUCCAGCGCCACCUGAAAGGCCAGAACUGUCUGGAAGUCCGGACCAGGCGCCGGCGGAGGGGCCCCGAUCCGGAGACCGAUUCCUUGGUACCUACCGGCAUCGCCUUGGCCUCCGCUCAACUGGGCUUAACCAACGGGCGCGUAGAGGAGCUACACAACUACUGGCCUGCUGGGGCGGCUGCCAGGUCACCCGCCCCCAAAGAGGAGGAGGAGGAGGAAGAGGAAGAAGGAGCUGUAGAGGGGGUGCAGAAGGAUGGCCCAACAGCAGUUGGCCCAACGGCAGUUGUCCAAACAGCGUAACUUCCUCGGACGGCCAUCACCGCAAAACUCGUUUGUGCACUAUCUCUAUUCAUUCGCUCAAACAGACCAUUGAUGGCGAGAUGAUAUAGCGUUCCCCGGACAUUGUCACGGAGACCAAAUGCACUAGGACCCCCCUUCACCACUCUCCCAAUUCUGUGCCUUAAGCAGCCUAUAAAGCCAAGGAGAGUGGGGUCAAAUGGACAGGGGGUCGACGGUGGGCAUCAAGGGCCAAUUGGUGCAUGUUUGCUCAGGGUGUCUCAAAUAAGCAUAUAUUUGCAGGGAGGGAAGUAUAGUCGAGUUUUGCUUCCCCAGCCGAUGAAAAACGAAUGGGUUGUGGGGCAGGGAGGAGCAGCACUCAGGGUGGGGGCUAUUUGGGGGGGGGGGCAUUGCUUCACAUUAGGAAGGAGAAAAGAGUGAGAAUGGGGGCAAUUUCUUCUUUCCCUUCUCUGUUAAGGAUAUCGUUUUAGGAUCGGGAAGGGAGAAGAGAGGCAAACCUGAUUCUUUUUCCUGUUCAGGGUGCAGAAAUUCAAUUCUAAACAAAUUUUCUUGCUCAGAGGGCCCGGGAUCCACUUGGAUGACAUGUCAGGGCUCAAUUGCUGCAUUUUGGGUCCCCCCCCCGCCAUUUCAGGAAGUUAAAAAAAGAAUAAAAUGUCUUCCCCCCUCCCCCACCAGAUCAUUCCAAACAGGCUCUCUACAGAACAGGGGGCCUGACCUGGCCCCCUGCUCUCAAUCCCAUCAUCCACAGACUGGAGAUAGGUGCGGUAUCCUUGUCCCCCCUUCCCCCGAGUAUCUUGCAGAUAGUCCUCGACCUAUAACAAUUCAUUUAGAGACUGUUCAAAGUUACAACAGCACUGGAAAAAAAAUGACUUUUUCACACUUAACGACUGUUGCAGCAUCCCUGGUGGUCAUGUGAUCAAAAAUUCAGAUGCUUGGUUCAUUCUUAUGAUGGUCACAGCAUCCUGGGGGUGGGGGUGGGGGUCACGUGAUCCCCUUUUGCGACGGUCUGACAAGUAAAAUCACGGGGGAAGACAGCUUCCCUUAACAAGUCUGCUGCGAACUUAGCAAUUGCAGUGAUUCACUUAACAAGAACGGUCGUUAAAACGGGGCGAAAACGCCCUUAAACAUCUGUCUCGCUUAGCGAUAAGACAUUUUGGUCAUAAGCCGAGGACUAUCUGUAUCCCUUAAGCUUGGGCCACGCAUGCUGCAUCCAGUCAGGCAGUGCGGACCCAGCCCAGAGACUUCACGGCGUAUUCCGUCGGGAGAUUCCCGCCCGAUCCCAGAAAUCCAGUUUAGGAAAAUGGGAUUCCUUUGAUCACAAAAUCCCCGGGCCUAAACUUGGCUGCCCCCUGGUGGCUGUCUUGCACAGUGCAGAGGGCUGCUCUCUGCACACUCCCUCCGAUCCUUUAUAAAGCUUUGCCUUCCCCACCCUCCCUGCAAUGAAGGGGAGGGGGCUGCAAGAAAACCUUCCCCCCCCCUUUCCUACAUCCGCCCUAAGCUUGUUGCAAAACAAUUAGCACAUAAAUAUGGGACGGGGGACGCUUCUCCCUGUAAUCCCAUCUCCCCCCUCCCUUGCUCAAACCUGCCCCUCCCCCUCCUCAACCAAAGGUACCCCGAGGCAGUUUGCACAAAACGAAUAAUUUUUUUUAAUUAUUAUUAUUUUUUUAAAAAAGGAAUGAUACCCCCCCCCCAACCUUAGAAUUCUUUUGCAUCCUUUUUCCUUGAAUUUCCUGACUCGAUUGCACUAAGAAAUGCCUUCACGGUGGGAAGUUUCUCGCUCCUAUCUUUGCACACUUUUUUAUUUUUAUUUUUAUUUUUAUUUUGCAUUUUCCUGGAGAUUUCCGAGAGAUUAAAAUUAGGGAGGGGUGUACGUGCGUUUGUAUGUGUGUGAAAACCACAAGAAGCUCCCGCCCUCCAGAAGUAUUUGCUGAGAGUUAAUCUGUAUUUAAGAGAGAUAAUAUAUUUUAUCCCCUCCUGUAUCCCACCCACUUCGAUGAAUCCCCAUCUCCCCUUCCCCUUCCGGGAAAAAAAGAGGAAAUGACUGAAUUUUCCUUAGCCUUACAAGUGCCUUUGCGUUUAAACUUGAAUUAGCUACUUGAAACCAAGAAAGGAGGAAGAGAGAGAGAGAGAGAGAGAAAAAGCAGGUUCCCAAUUAUUUUAUGCAACGUUUCCUGUCUUAUUUCCUCAGUUUCCCCGUUGGAAGAUUUUUUUUACAGUCUGUCGAGUAAACCUCUCCUUCUCUUACAGUGUCCUACCUGGCAGGGGUAGCGCUAGUCGAAGCGGGAGGGGGAAGAAAAAGCCUAGUUACUUGGACUGUGGAAAAAAAGGGGAUUGAUUGUUCCUGCUUCGGUUUUAUUUUUUUAAAAACGAUUGUUAUUGUUUGUGUGCUGGAAUUCAAGGGGAUUUUUAUUUUAUUUUUUGGGUCUGUGCCGAGGGCUUGAUAAUAAAAUGGAGAGCAGGGAACCGUU
Pantherophis guttatus is the source of this 5367-nucleotide messenger RNA. The record is from RefSeq and is a predicted model, not a curated record. NCBI's taxonomy places the organism in Eukaryota, Metazoa, Chordata, Lepidosauria, Squamata, Colubridae.